This is a messenger RNA of Cylicocyclus nassatus, 1026 nucleotides long. NCBI's taxonomy places the organism in Eukaryota, Metazoa, Nematoda, Chromadorea, Rhabditida, Strongylidae. The record is from the annotation of a GenBank genome assembly.
AUGGUAAAAGGUGACAACCUCAUUUACUACAGAUGGCUCUUGAACAACACCUGCUAUAAGCCUGGAGGCCCAAUAUUCUUUUAUACGGGAAACGAAGGCGAUGUUGAAGGUUUCGCAACAGCUACUAGUAUGAUGUGGGAUCUUGCCCCAAUGUUCAACGCUGCAAUAAUCUUUGCCGAACAUCGCUUUUACGGUGCAAGUCUACCAUUCGGGAACGAAUCGUACUCGAGCAUUAGAAACAUGGGAUAUUUGACGUCAGAGCAAGCCCUCGCAGAUUUCGCAGCUCUCUUGUUUGCCUUGAAGACACCCAAUAAUGGUAUGUCGGUAUCAUAUCCUAAAAACACAACAGUAAUAGCUUUUGGUGGUUCCUACGGUGGAAUGUUGUCGGCAUGGUUCCGUAUUAAGUACCCUCAUGUCGUUACCGGGGAAGCAAUCGAAUACAUGGCAAUGGUUGACUAUCCAUAUCCCACCGGCUUUCUUGAACCGCUUCCUGCGUGGCCCGUUAAAGUUGCCUGUACAUUUAUGAGUACUCCCGGUGAUUCAUUCAGCGACAGAGAUUUGGCGGCGCGAAUGUAUUAUGCUUAUGUUUACUACAAUCACACCGGCUCAUUAAAAUAUAACUGCAUUGAUCCAAACGUUUGCGGAGAUCCAGGAACUUCCGGACUUGGUGACGCUCAGCUUGGAUGGCCUUGGCAGGAGUGCAGCGAGAUCGUUAUAGACAUGUGUUCAAGAGGAGGCAAAAACGAUUUCUUCUGGGAUGAGUGUCAGACAGACUCCACGGCUUUGCUAAUAGAGCAAUGCAAUGCAACCUUUUCAUCACAAGGAGAGCUGGAUCCAUGGUCUGGAGGAGGUUACGCCACAAACUCUCCAGGAGUUAGUCAAGACCGAGGCAUCUAUGUAAUGAAGAUACCUGGAUCAGCACAUCAUUUGGAUUUGCGGACACCAAAUACUUGUGAUCCCAACACGAUUGCAAACGCCAGAUAUCAGGUGCGUGAAGGAGCCCAUGGGAUGCUUUCUAUAAGCUGA